AAGUAGUCUUAUUAGCAAGAUUGAAAUACAAAAAUCUAAUAAUAAACCUAAACAGAGUUCUGAAAUCAGAUAUAUCCAAUAUGGGAUGGGAAUAGUAUCAGAUGAGUUGAAAAUAUUCGAAUAUUGGAUGAUACAAGAAUUAAACAAGUUGAUAAAUGACAAAUCAAUAGUAUACAUAAACUCUCUAGAAAUUAAUCCCAAAAGUUCUUCAAGUAGUAAAGAAGCAGUGAAUAAAGAAAUUAAUUCUGAUAACAUCAAGAUGGCUGUCUUAACAGUGGUUUGCAGAGAUAUUACAAAUAUCUAUCAAAAAACUAAUAAUUUUAAAAGCCAGGAUGAACCUCUUUAUUCAUCUGAAAAUACUAUCAAACAUAAUGAACCUGUCGAAAUAGAAUCACAUCAUAUGAAAGACAGAAGACAAAGAACUAUGACAGUAAUUGAAAGAGAUUUGAGAGUUGGUGCAAUGAAUAGAAAGGGAUGUGCUGAAUGUAAUAAAAAUAGUGAGAGAAGUAAGAACGAUUAUCUUAAAGGAAUUAAACAAGAGAAUAUUGAUGAUAUUAGCAAUAGUGUCUAUGUAAAGACCAAAAUCCGACUUAGAUCAAAUUUACAAACAGUCAAUCCAGUUUGA
Molecule: messenger RNA, 625 nt
Organism: Racocetra persica
Lineage: Eukaryota; Fungi; Glomeromycota; Glomeromycetes; Diversisporales; Gigasporaceae
Source: the annotation of a GenBank genome assembly